AUGGCCGCUGCUAAUUUCUCAUUAGAAUUUUUAACAAAUAAUUUAAUGGAAAAAAUCGAUAGGAAGAUGAUUUUUCCCCCUCAUCUAAACGAUCCGGUGGAGUUAUUGGCAUUUAAUCGUGCUAAUCGACCUUCUCGUCCCCCUAACGGAUUUCUCCUCUGUCGUAAAAACGUUAAUAGCAUCGCAAAAGAGGUAGGAAUCGCUAAUAUGCGAGUUAUUAGCAAAGUCGCUGGGAUAUUUUGGAGGAGUGCAACUCUAGAAGAGAAGGAAAUGUACGAAAAUUUAGCCAACGAAGUCAGCACCGUCUAUACCCAAAGAUAUAACGUCGAAAAAAGCAUUCAAAGCAAUCAACCUACUUUAAUGAGAAGAAUUUCACCGGUUUAUAUUCCUUAUUAUAUCCCCGAAUCUCCACGUUUUAACUCGUAUUUUAAUGACAUCAAUGCCCCAAUGAUUACCCAAAUGGAACACCCUCUCAACACGAACUUUUUGUCGGAGCAAUUUCCUAACGGAUUUGAAUUGUAUAACGAAACAAAUACUCUCGUUACCGAAUUUCCCUUAUUCAAUGGAUCACCCGAAUACUUUAGUACUAUUUUUGAACAAUAA
This is a messenger RNA of Funneliformis geosporum, 603 nucleotides long. Lineage: Eukaryota; Fungi; Glomeromycota; Glomeromycetes; Glomerales; Glomeraceae. The record is from the annotation of a GenBank genome assembly.